AUGGCUCAGUCACUGUCACUGAGCCUCCUUGUCUUGGUUCUGGCCCUCUACAGCCCUGGAAUCCAAGGCAGUGACGGAGGGGCACAGGACUGCUGCCUCAAGUACAGUCAGAGGACCAUUCCCGCCAACAUCGUACGAGGCUACCGGAAGCAGGAGCCAAGCUUGGGUUGCCCCUUCCCGGCGAUCCUGUUUAUACCCCGGAAGCGCUCUCAGCCAGAUCUAUGUGCUGACCCGAAGGAGGACUGGGUACAGCAGCUAAUGCAGCGUCUAGACAAGAGACCAGUCUCAUCGAAAGGCCCUCCGGGCUGUGGGUCUAAGAGUGGCAAGAAAAGAAAGGGUUCCAAAGGCUGCAAAAGGAAUGAGAAGCCCAUGAACCCAAAAGGGCCACAGUCCAGUAAAAAGCCUGAAGCCCAGGAAGUCCCCAAGAGCCUUCCCAAGGCUUAG
Molecule: messenger RNA, 444 nt
Organism: Elephantulus edwardii (Cape elephant shrew)
Lineage: Eukaryota; Metazoa; Chordata; Mammalia; Macroscelidea; Macroscelididae
Gene: CCL21
Product: chemokine (C-C motif) ligand 21
Exons: 4
Coding region: 1-444 (147 amino acids)
Biological process (GO): neutrophil chemotaxis; inflammatory response; cellular response to tumor necrosis factor
Cellular component (GO): extracellular region
Molecular function (GO): CCR chemokine receptor binding; chemokine activity
Source: RefSeq, a predicted model, not a curated record